AUGGGCCAUGUCAAUAGCAUUCUCAGAAUACGGCACAACGCAAUCUCAAAUAAGAGAGCUGUUCCAAUGUUUGUCGUCUCACUUGAUGCGUUGGGCACAUUGUAUCGUUUUCGAGAACCUGUGUCAGUCCAAUACCUCAAUUGUGCUCGUCAAUGUGGCUUGAAGACCGAUAUUAGUCCGCAGGACCUGGAAAAGUCCUUCAGAACCACCUUCAAGCAUUACACCCAAACCUAUCCUAACUAUGGCAAGGGCAAGCUCGAAAGUCCCAGGGAAUGGUGGACUGGGCUGAUCAAUGAUGCAUUCGUUGAUGCGACAGGGCUCCGGACUUUACCCUCGCAUCUGGGACCCACGCUUUACACGCAUUUUUCCUCCGAGGCUGCGUACCAACCCUACCCUGAUUCUUUUUCAUUCCUCAAGAGCAUGCAUGCUUUGAGAAAGCAAUACUCUGACCCCGAAGGUCCCUUGCUCUGUGUUGGAGUUGUCACCAAUUCGGAUUCUCGUGUCCGGCCCGUUCUCGAAUCCAUGGGGUUUCGAGUCGGCCUUUCAGAGUAUGGUGUCACGCAAGAGAAAGAAACUCUGAGGCGCACAUCUGAUGGAAUAUCAAUUAUUCCACCGAGUCUUCGGCUUCUUAGUUAUGAUCCUGGCAACGAUUUUGACUUCCUAGCAACCAGCUACGACGCAGGAUCCGAGAAGCCUGAUGGGGGCAUCUGGGCAUAUGCCAAAGGUUUCAUUGAGGACAUCGCGCCGACCAGGGCGGAGAGAGCUUUGGCGGUCCCUCAGGAGCCUCGCCAGUUCUCCGUGUCGAAUUCCGUCGCCAAGAAUUGGAGGGAUUCCCAGGAGGUCAUGCUAGAAUUGACCAGGAGUGAGAGGGAACGUGUUCGGAUUUGCGGAGGAAAAGUCAGCUGGGUACAUAUCGGAGAUGAGCUGAAAAAGGACUAUGAAGGCGCCCGAAAAUUCGGCCACGAAGCUCUGCACCUCGAACGAGAACGAGAACGAGAACGAGAAGGCGCAGGAAGGGGAGGAGAGGCCAAUCCGGCUGGUGGUGGGAUUCACACCAUCUCGAGUUUAGAGGAAGCGGCGAUGAUUGUGAACGUGAUGGCAAAGGCCCAUUUCGAGGCCAAUUCUGCCAGAUCUGCGGCAGGCGCAACAUCCGCUUGA
This is a messenger RNA of Exophiala aquamarina CBS 119918, 1158 nucleotides long. RefSeq lists its product as uncharacterized. The record is from RefSeq and is a predicted model, not a curated record. The transcript has a single exon. Lineage: Eukaryota; Fungi; Ascomycota; Eurotiomycetes; Chaetothyriales; Herpotrichiellaceae. The coding region runs from base 1 to 1158 and encodes 385 amino acids.